GGUGCACCCUAAUUUAGACAGGCCUUCCCUGGCCCAGAAGUGGCUGGCACCUGCCUGCAUUCUUCUCCUGCCAGCCCCGCAGCUUUCCUCUCCAGUUUCCCGGCUUUCCCUCCAAAGCAGCCCUAACUGUCAAGCCUACCUCAGGUCAGAGCCCAAGUCUCCUCCCAACAGGACACAGCUGCCUUAAAGGCCCAAGUUCCCGUUGACUGUGCCAGUACCUGCCUCCCCACUCUGGCCUCUUCCCAGUCUAAGCCUCACAAGCCGGUUACUGAGCUCUGGGCCAAGGAAUCUUGCCUGAAAGUAGUGAUGGGAAGGAAAUACUUGGGGUCUGAGCUAUGAUUGGUCGAGCACGAGCCACGCCCUUAGCCCUUUCCCCCUUUUUACCCCCCUCCCCUCCUCCGCUCCGGUAAGGGUGUGUUGAGGGAAACGGGAUCGGCUUGGGGCCAGCAUGAGCCAGAGGGAGGGAAGUCUGGAAGACCUCCCGACUGACUCCUCCAUUUCAUUCCUUCCCCAUUUGGAGGCCAAGAUCCGCCAGACACACAACCUUGCCCGCCUCCUGACCAAAUAUGCAGAACAGCUGCUGGAGGAAUACGUGCAGCAACAGGGAGACCCCUUUGGGUUGCCAGGCUUCUCCCCACCGCAGCUGCCGCUGACCGGCCUGAGUGGCCCAGCCCCGAGCCACGAGAGGCUGCCGGUGUCGGAGCGGCUGCGGCUGGACGCGGCCGCCUUGAGCGCGCUGCCCGCGCUGCUGGAUGCUGUGCGCCGCCGCCAGGCGGAGCUGAACCCGCGCGCCCCGCGCCUGCUGCGGAGCCUGGAGGACGCUUCCCGCCAGGCUCGGGCACUGGGCAUCGCUGUGGAGACGGUGCUGGCCGCCCUGGGCGCUGCAGCCCGCGGGCCCGGGCCAGAGCCCGCCGCCGCCGCCGCCCUUUCUACGGCCAACAGUGCUGCGGGCGUCUUCUCGGCCAAGGUGCUUGGGCUGCAUGUGUGCGGUCUCUACGGCGAGUGGGUGAGCCGCACGGAGGGCGACUUGGGCCAGCUGGUGCCUGGGGGCGUCGCCUGAGAGUCAGCACUUACUCUUGCAAGCUCACCUGAUCCCGCCUCUUUGGCCUCUAAUGCUCUGUCUCUAUCCGCGUCGGUGUGUUCUUGGGCUGCUUCUAUCUUUCUGCAUUGUGUGGUCUCUCUGGAUCUCGUCACUUCGGGAGCUCCCUGUGCCCACCAGUUUCUCUCUUCUCUCUCUCCUCCCUCCCUCUCUCUCUCUCUCUCCUCUCUUCCUCCCAUCUUAAACUCUUUUGUCUCUGAGAGGUUUCUGUUUCUCUUUCCUUGUCUCUUGCCUCUUUCUUUGCUUGCUAUUUUUGUUUGUCUGUCUGUUUGUUUUGUUUUUGUUUUUGAGAUAGGGUCUCACUAUGCAGUCCUGAAUGGUCCGGAAUUUGUUUUGGGGACCAGACUGGCCUCGAACUCAUAGAGAUCCACUUGCCUCUGACUCCUAGUUUCCCCUUCUGUCUCCCUAUGGUCUAUAUGGGUAUGUGUAACUCUUGGUUUCAGCUCAUGGAGGGGACUCUUUCUCUCCCUUCAGUUCCUUCAUUCUUUCCUGACCAGAAAACUGCUUGCUGGGCCUGCCGUGGGCCAGCCCACCCUCAGGACCAUCCUCCUGCUGUGCUCCCUCCCCCCAUCCUUAGACUCCUUCCCCCUUUGAUGUCUUUCCCUUUCUUAACUCCCUACCCCAUUCCCAAUGGCCCCCAGCCCUAGCCUGGUCUGUGGAGAGGGGAAGGCAGAAAAACAUCUUAAGAGAGUUUUAUUUGAGAAUAAAUUAAAUUUUGUAAAUAAAAAGUUUAACAAUAAAACCUAAGUUUUAUGAAA
This is a messenger RNA of Meriones unguiculatus (Mongolian gerbil), 1857 nucleotides long. Its product is annotated as cardiotrophin-1. The coding region runs from base 449 to 1060 and encodes 203 amino acids. NCBI's taxonomy places the organism in Eukaryota, Metazoa, Chordata, Mammalia, Rodentia, Muridae. The transcript has 3 exons. The record is from RefSeq and is a predicted model, not a curated record.